This is a messenger RNA of Agrilus planipennis (emerald ash borer), 2581 nucleotides long. RefSeq lists its product as uncharacterized. The transcript is spliced from 10 exons. Lineage: Eukaryota; Metazoa; Arthropoda; Insecta; Coleoptera; Buprestidae. The record is from RefSeq and is a predicted model, not a curated record. The coding region runs from base 204 to 2486 and encodes 760 amino acids.
UUGAAGUAUGGACUUUUGACGUUCUGUGCAGGUUCUUUUUUAUAUUUUUUCAGUAUUUUUGAAGUUCUACAUUUGUACAAGAAGCGCUUAUGGCACUCUAUUAGACCUCAUUUUUAAUCCACACCUGCAUUAGCACCGUUUUUGCUGCACAUAAGAAAUAUUGAGCACCUAUUCCAAAACAAAGUCCAAUUAAGAAGAAAAUAAUGGAUCGUGUUAUUGAUGCUAGAAAGAUAUUUUAUGUAUCUAAAGCACAUCGCCGUCUUAUGCAUUUAAUAGGAGAAUGUUUAAAUUUAAGUUUCAUUGUUCGACAGUCAGCUUUGAAAAAUUCGUGUAGCUUUAGGAUUUCGUCAAGCCAUAAAAACGGAAGUAGAAAGUGUGAAAGGUAUCCUGUGGUAAAGGUCUCUAGAGCGCUGGGAAGGGGAAGAAAAAGAAGAAGAUUCAAUACCUAUUUUGAUCAUCUUUUAAAUGUCCUUAAAAUGUGCUUGAGAUUAUCGAUAUCUAUCAGAAUCGGCUUCUUGCAACUUGGCCUUCCCAGGAGUAUGCCUAGACCACCUAGUUACCCGUAUACCACCUACCAAAGAUACGAGGAUAGUGACUUGUCUGAGAGCGACCAAUCGUUUCGCUUUCGUCAACCCUUGGUUACAACGCAACCAUUAGCACGUGCUAUUGCCCGACCAAUUUCUGCAUUAGCCAGUUACCAACCUCGACCAACUGCGAGACCUGUAUCUCGAAGAAAUCGUCCUAAUAAUAACAACAGCUACGGACAAAUGCCUGUUUCUUCGCGAACACAUUCAGAUGUUAAAGAAAUUUAUAGAAGGAAAUCGCUACAACAGUCAGCACAGGAUGAUUACAUGCAAGAAGAUUAUGAUAAUAUAGAUCAGUGCUUCUACAAAUCUUCACACCUCUAUCCACUACAGUCGAAGAAGUCUUUCUAUUCCGUAACCCAACCAAACCCUCAGCCAAAUUAUAUGUCGCCAAUGGAUAAUAAUCCUUUAAUACAAGUUUCUGUUGGCAAUGAACAGCUUCUGUCUGAGGAUAACAAAAUUAUACCGCAUAUACCUUGCAAUAGAAAUUCCCUCACUAGAAUUCCAUCUGGUACUGGCUUGAACGCGGUAAAAGCAAAUCCCAAAAGGUAUCCAGUUACUGCGAAGGCACCACGUUUCUUCAAGAAAACUUCAUCAGCAACUACUUGUAAAGUGCCCUCAAAUGAUUGCACCCAGACAAUAAAUCAGAGUAAUGCUGAUGGACGUAAGGACUGCGAAAAAGAAAUAAAGGGUGAACAGUUAUCACCCCAUACUAAGAACAAAGUAUCAUUAGAAAGACAUCAUAGUUUUCCCGUUAAUAAAGGUGAGAGAAUUACACGUCCCCUCACUGCUCCAUCACAAGAUAAUGCUUCCGUAAGAAGUAACAGGAUAGAAUCCGCUUUAAAACGCUAUGAAGAGAUAGUUCACGGGAUGGAAACCAAUCAAAAAAUAAAAACAUUUGAAACACUUACUAAAGGAAAUAAUGAACAUAUGAAUAUGCUAUCGAGUUCCAAUAAAUCUCAGGAUAGUGGGGAAACUGAACAAGAAAAAAAUAACCCUGAGCGAGUUCAAGUAAGCCAAAAACAAUCGCCACGCGCAAUAAGCAGUUCAUUAUCCUCUACGCAAAAAAAUGAUCCGACACCAACUGUUCUUCAAACAAUGUUGCAAGAACUCAUGCAAAAGGGAUGUGUCAAUAAAAUUCCAGAAAGUUCAUUUAAAACUGAAACAGAUAGUACCCUAGCUAUGGCUAGGAAAAUGGAUGAAGAGAGUAAGAAGUUUAAUCCUGGAAUUAUUGGUGAUAGUGUUACCGAUGACGAAUCUAAGAUACCAAAAAGUAUUAACUAUCAAGAAAUGCAAAACAGCAUAAAGAAAACAUCCGUUGUUUUUCAAAUGGGAGAACCGGGUACAAACUGUAUAAAUAAGGAAAUUCAAGUUCCUUCCUCUCCUCGUCUUAGAGUUAAUCCACCGAGUAUCGUUACCCAACAAACUAUUCCGUUAAGUCAUAAUACAAAGCUCAACGCUAACGAAAGCUAUUCCAUGGAAUUGCACCGCUCCAAGAGUUAUAUUGUUAAUUUAAUCGAUAGGGCCUUAAGCAAAGAACUUGGAACAGUACCGGAAGACAGAAUUAAUUGUUACACUACAUGUUCCAAAGGCCUAUGUAACAAUGACCCCAAAAGUUUAAUGGAAGUAAUUGAAAAACACUCAAAGAAAACGGAACCUAAAGACUUUUCAUUAGACCUGAGUAACGCUUUCAGCGAAUCGCACACAACAAAUGAGGUUGCCCACACUUUGGAAAUAAAAGAAGAUUGCAUGUGUCCUUGUUCCGGUUCACAUGGAGAAGAACCUAAUUAUAUUAAACAACUCAAGCAAUUAAGAUGGGGCCAUUUGAAACAUAUUCAAACAGAAGUGAAACGUUUAGCUGACUUGGAAAGAUUUUUGGAUUCCUGUUGUAAUUACGAAUAAAUUAUCCUGAACUUAUACGUAAUCUAAAGUAGAAUUUAUUACGAAAGAUAAAUAUUUUAUAAAAAUUGCAUUUAUUUACAAAAAAUAAAAUAAAC